AUGUCUGACGUUCCCGCCGCCUCUGUCCCUGAGAACGCAGUCGUUCAGGAGAAAGUCGAAGAGGCUCCCGGAUUCAAAGUUUUCGCCGGAAACCUUUCCUACUCGACUACAGAUGAAGGGCUCAAGGCUUUCUUUGCUCCUGUCGCCAACGAUAUCCUCUCUGCGCAAGUCAUCCUGCGCGGUACCCGCUCUGCGGGCUAUGGUUUCGUUGCCCUUGCGACAGCAGAGGCCGCCCAAAAGGCAGUCGAUGCCCUUGACAAGAAGGAACUCGAUGGCCGUCAGGUAAUCGUGGAGAUUGCCAAACCGUCCGAACAAAAGGACAAGGAGAAGAAGGAGAAAAAGGCAAAGAGGAGACCCGGCAGGCGUGGCGGCAAGGCCGUCCCCGGGGAAGUCUCAGAGGCCGAAGCUAACGGUGAGGCUCCCAAACCCGACGCUGCCUCUGCCCCCGAGGGUGAGGAGGCUCCUAAACCCAAGAAGAAGAAAAAGUCCAAGGCUGCUCGCAAGGCCAAGAAGGCAGAGGCUGAAGCUUCUGAGGCUCCCGCUGCUGCCCCUGCUGCUCCUGCAGAGGGCGAAGCUGCAGCCGAGGGAACUGCCAAGAAGCCUCGUGCCCGCAAAGCCAAGGCUCCCCGACCACCUCGCCCUGCUGGCGAGGACCCCGCCGGUGAGCCUUCAAAGACCAUGCUCUUCGUCGCCAACCUCGGUUUCAACGUCGACGAUGCUGGCCUUUCUGCCCUCUUCACUGAGGCUGGUAUCAACGUCGUCAGCGCCCGUAUUGUCCGCAGGCGCUGGGGACAUCCCAGAAAGUCCAAGGGUUAUGGUUUCGUUGAUGUCGGAAGCGAGGCCGAACAAGCCAAAGCUAUUGCCGCUCUCGAGGGUAAAGAGGUUGCUGGACGCGCUAUCGCUGUCAAAGUUGCCGUCAACACCCCCCACGAUGAGACCACCGAUGAGGCCACUCCCGCCACUGAAGGAGCCACCGAGGCCACCCCUGCCGCCGCCGCCGCCACUGCUUAA
Messenger RNA from Psilocybe cubensis, 1011 nucleotides. RefSeq lists its product as uncharacterized. The record is from RefSeq and is a predicted model, not a curated record. Gene Ontology annotation, molecular function: mRNA binding. The transcript has 4 exons. Bases 1 to 1011 code for a protein of 336 amino acids. Lineage: Eukaryota; Fungi; Basidiomycota; Agaricomycetes; Agaricales; Agrocybaceae. Gene Ontology annotation, cellular component: cytosol.